Syngnathus acus (greater pipefish) is the source of this 2308-nucleotide messenger RNA. RefSeq names its product mitochondrial ribosomal protein S6 (gene mrps6). NCBI's taxonomy places the organism in Eukaryota, Metazoa, Chordata, Actinopteri, Syngnathiformes, Syngnathidae. The record is from RefSeq and is a predicted model, not a curated record. Gene Ontology annotation, cellular component: ribosome; mitochondrial small ribosomal subunit. Gene Ontology annotation, biological process: translation. The transcript is spliced from 2 exons. Gene Ontology annotation, molecular function: small ribosomal subunit rRNA binding; structural constituent of ribosome. Bases 137 to 469 code for a protein of 110 amino acids.
CAAGAUUUAUACGUCAUCGCGAAAGACCUUUCUUCCUCGUGUCACAACAUGGUCGACUUUGAAAAGAUUCUAGUAGAAAUGACAGCUACCGAUUGAAAACCUUUCUCAAAUCUUCGCAUCCUGGCCCACUGCAACAAUGCCACGCUACGAACUGGCUCUUAUCCUGAAGGCGAUGACGCGCCCAGAGACAGCAGCGGCUCUCCGGCGGACAGUGGAGACUUUAAUGGAGCGGGGUGCUGUGGUGAGAGACAUGGAGAAUCUUGGAGAGAGACUCUUGCCUUAUGUGAUAACCAAACACAACCAGAGACACCGCCGAGGAUCAUAUUUUCUGAUUGACUUCUACGCGGCUCCCAGCAUCCUCACGGGCCUUACCAAUCACUUACACCGUGACGUGGACGUGGUGAGGCCCACGGUGUUGAAGAAGGACACGCAGAAAUCCAGUCAAACAUGCUGUGGCACCCAGCAGUGAUGGAACGUGUUUGCAGUUUUUAUCCAGAGGAUGUAAUGUAUGCUGAAUCUUUGACCUCUUCCAUGGCCAUUGGACUGAAUUUAUCUGAUUUGUGAUAAUGAUGAUAAUAAACAACGUUUUUUUUUUAUUUUGGUGGAAGUGUGUGAAGCUUUUACUAUCAGACAUUAAAAGAACAUUAAAAAAAAAAACACUUGUACUGUAGCUACAUGGGUAUGUAUUGAAAUCAUUCACUUUCAUUGAAGUUGUAUGUGAAUAUAGUCACAUUUAACAUGCAGUGCUAUUCUUGUGACUCCAUGUAUUAAAUGACUUUUGUUUUCUAUUCAGAAAUUAAUGUUAACAUAAAAGAGACAGGACAGUUUUGGUUAGUGUGGCUUGCAUGUGUGCCAGGUUCUGGAUUUGGGUUCUCCGCACAUUAGUGUGGUUUUUCUCCCGGUACACAGGCUACUUAAAUAUCAACACGUUAUGUUUGUUGUGCAUUUGAAAUCAAAUACAGCAAAGUUAGCAAGCCGCCUUGACAAACAUCACAAGGUCAAAGAGAAAAAGUCAAUAUGUUUUAAUUCUUAUUGUCUUCUAUACACAUGAGCUCAGCAGGUUAACUCUUGACAAACAAUUAUAUUUCCAUGAACUGUGAUAGUUCUCAUUUAUCUCAACUUUAUAAUUUAUUUAUAUUCAUCUUAUGAAAGACAAUAGCAUAUCUACUGUAUGCAAAUGCAUAUACUUCCUUGUUCUCUUCUGCUUUCAUGGCUUACUCUGGGAACUCCAGUUUUCUUCCGCAUGUUGCAAAAAUUGCAUGUUCAACGUAAACCAUCUAAAAUGUCGAUUAUCAUCGGUGUUUGUGGUAAUUUAUCUUCGUAUGCGUGCCUUGCAAUUGGCUGGCUACCAAUUCAGGGUUUGUCUCUUGUCUCUUGCUUUGUUGAGGUAGGCUCAAUGAGGAGCAACCGUAUUGAAAUAUGCACACAUGUUGAUAUAAAUGAGGCUAUUCAGUAGUCCUGUCUUUAUAAAGAAUCAAAAUAUUUGAAGCUAUCGCCAAGAUAUGUUUAAUGAACUUUUAAAAACAAACAACAGUGUUUGCCAACCACUUAUGUCACCCAACAGGUUGAGGAAUUAAAGGUGUUGGUCUGUAAUAUCUUAGUAAAUGCAAUCGUCUGCAGACAUCAUCUCACCAAAUUAAAUGUUGGCUCAUAAUAUUGCCACAGUCAAAAUUAGUUCUUAUCACAAUUGGAAUGCAUUACUGGAAUUUGUUAGCUAACUUCUAUAAAAAAUUUAAAAAAAAAGCUUAGCCUUUCCUUAGCCUUUCCAGGCAUUAGUCAUUACGUAAGCGAGUGACGGUGCACUGUUUAGCAUGUCCGCCUCACAGUUAGGAGGGUGCUGGUUUGGUUCCCACAAACAUCCCACAAACAUGCUUGGUAGGCCGAUUGAGCACUCCAAAUUGUCCCUAGGCGUGAGUGCGAGUGCGGAUGGUUGUUCAUCUCUGCGUGCCCUGCAAUUGGCUGGCAACCAGUUCAGGGUGCCCACCACCUACUGCCCGAUGACGGCUGGGGUAGGCUCCAGCACGCCUGUGACCCCCGUGAGGACAAAGCGGUACAGAAAAUGGAUGGAUGGAGUUUACAAUAUUAAUACAAUUGUUGAUUUCUGCUUAUACUCAAGAAGGUUUAAAAUACCUGUGCAGCUGCAAAAAAUUAUAUGAUGGUGACAGUUUGACCCAGAGUAUUUUUUUUAAAUGACCAGAAAAGUCCUUAAUUCAACCAAUCAGCUUUAUUUUUGUUGUAUUGUUACUUUAUGUAAAUUGCUUUGUUAAAUUGUUGUGAAAGCACUAUAUAAUUAAAGACGUAUUAUGCA